Messenger RNA from Homarus americanus (American lobster), 1271 nucleotides. RefSeq names its product sec1 family domain-containing protein 2-like. The coding region runs from base 296 to 1255 and encodes 319 amino acids. The record is from RefSeq and is a predicted model, not a curated record. The transcript has 7 exons. NCBI's taxonomy places the organism in Eukaryota, Metazoa, Arthropoda, Malacostraca, Decapoda, Nephropidae.
UGCAGCAUGUCAACAAGGCCCAGCUGUCUGUACACAAACAUACUGGAGUCGUUUUCAUAAGGUGAAACAGACUGGUGUGGACAAUCAUCAUGACAAAUGGGCAUAUGCUGUACGACCUUGACCUGACCUGUCCUGUAUAGCUGAUGCACAUACUUAGAUGACCUUACCUGAGGUUAGGUUAGGUUAGGUGGAGUGGGUUGGGAGCGGAGAAUCUUCAGAUUGACACUCUGGUGGGGAGGUUGUUCAAGUGGUCUGAAGAUAAUUAUUAGUUUGCAGAAGCUCAUGACCAACUACAAUGCAGGCUGCUAGUGCAGUUCAUGUCUCAGAAGCCUGGUGGACUGAAGCUUGCAAAAAAAUAAAAAAUUCUGUCGUGUUUGUCGACAAUAACACAGCAGAAUGUCUUCACUGGAGUGGAGGACUCACGAGAUUGGUUAAUGCAGGAGCAAAAAAUGUGAAGGAAUUUUCAUCUUUUGAGAGAGGAAACAAGGAUGACAUGAAGGCGGCCUUCAUGGUGAGCACCGCCAUUAGGGACACGACCGCCACCAUAUUACAAGACAUCAUUAAGGCCUCCAGUUUUCAGUAUUGCAUCGUCAUCACAUGUGCCCAUCCCAACGUCCAUGCGUAUGCCCGCUACGGUGGACGAGAAGUAGAUGAAGCCGUCUUGAUGAAUGAACUGGAACAAGAUGUCUUGGCCUGGAUGGGCAACAUGAAUUACACCGCGGAGAUAUUUUACCUACCUCUGGUUGUGGCACCAUAUUCAGAAAAUUUAUUCUUUAUGCCACCAUUUUCCACAUUGUAUCCACUACUCAACUCAGAUGUUAGAAGAAUAUCCAAGCUGCAGCAGGCAUGUGGAAAAGGGGAUAAAAUUAAACCAGUGGAAAAUCUUGGUGAAGUCGAGUUUCACCAUCUUCCCAAUGAGAUGCGAAUAAUGGUCCGUCAAUUUGUCGUGUGCCUUCAUAGCCUUCUACAGGGAAUGAAUGCCAGAGAUGAAAUAUACACCAUUGGACACACGUCUCGUAUUAUCGGAACUGAACUUGAUGCUUUCACCCCAGCUAGACAGAGAAGGAAGAUGGCUGCUAACAAAGUAUCGGUGGUGUUAGUCGACCGAACUUUGGACCUGGUGAGCGCAUCCAGUCAUGGAGGGGAGACUCUGAUGGGCAGGAUCUUGUCUCUCUUGCCGCGUCUGUAUGGUCAUCAGCUGGACUCCGCAGUAAACAUGUCUCCUUUGUGCGAGGUUCACCCGUACGUGCAGUGAAUAUUUGUGAUAGUUC